UUAACUGUCGGCUGGGUUUUAUUCAGUCGUACUGUAUGGGCUCACUUCAGGCGUUGUGAGCCAUUAUUAUGUCCCGUUAUCAUUGUUUGAUUACGCGAUAUUUAGUACAUUAACAGGCAGAAAAAAGAAGUAAAUGAAUCAGCGUACAUGAUACGACUUUUCAGAACAAUGGUUCUCAAACUGUAUGCUGUUUCUGAUGGCCCACCAUCACUGGCUGUGCGUCAGGCGCUGGCGCAACUUCAAAUCCCAUUCGAACUGAUCAGCGUUGAUUAUGGAGCUGGCGAGCAUAUGACUCCGCAGUACGCUCUGAUGAACCCUCAAAAAGAGAUCCCGGUACUGGAUGACGACGGUUUUUUUCUCAGUGAGAGCAAUGCAAUCUUGCAGUACAUCUGCGAUAAGUACAAGCCUGGUACCCCUCUGUAUCCACAAGAACCAAAAGCGAGAGCUAUUGUUAACCAUCGCCUGUGCUUCAACUUAUCAACUUAUUAUGCUAACAUCUCUGCGUACACGAUGGCACCCAUAUUCUACGAUUACGAACGUACUCCCCUAGGGUUAAAGAAGGUGCACAUGGCGUUGGAUGUAUUCGAGACAUACUUGGAGAGGCUGGGCUAUAGCUAUGCUGCUGCAGAACAUCUCACUAUCGCCGACUUCCAAUUGAUCAACACUAACAUGACUCUCGAGGCUAUCAAUUUUGAUUUUAGUCAAUAUAAAAGAAUGAACAAAUGGUACAACGAUUUCAAAAAGAAUUAUCCCGAUUUAUGGAAGAUAUCUGCUGAUGCUAUGAAAGAAAUCCAGCAUUUCGCUGCAAAUCCGCCAGACCUGUCGCAUCUUAACCAUCCUAUACAUCCAGCGAGAAAGGCAAAUAAAUAAAUGUAGGUAAUUUAAGACAACAGCAUUGUAAUAUUAUAUUAACCUAUAUUAACAUUAAAAUCUGCAUUAUAAAGACGUCCUUGUUGUCUGGAAGUUACUGUUAAUCGCAAAAAAUGUACAAUAACUAUAGCCGCAUUAUAUGUAUAAUCGUAUGAAUUUUAUUUAUUUAACCAGAUCCUGAUACACAUCUCUUCAAGUAGCCGAGGCAGGCGUUGGUGCAGCAAUCACUGUGACUCAUACACUGCAAUAAUAAAAAUAAUAAUAUAUUAUACUUACGGAAUUUGUCCUCUUUUUUGUGUUAGAUUAUAAUCUACAAAUAAUUAUUUGUAGUAUU
Diatraea saccharalis (sugarcane borer) is the source of this 1204-nucleotide messenger RNA. The record is from the annotation of a GenBank genome assembly. NCBI's taxonomy places the organism in Eukaryota, Metazoa, Arthropoda, Insecta, Lepidoptera, Crambidae.